Messenger RNA from Linum tenue, 540 nucleotides. The record is from the annotation of a GenBank genome assembly. Lineage: Eukaryota; Viridiplantae; Streptophyta; Magnoliopsida; Malpighiales; Linaceae.
AUGACCGAGUUGGGGCAAGCAACAGGAGAAAGAAGUCGCCAAGAAGAAGAUGCUAUUACUGCUACUACUACUGACAGGUUAAGCCAUCUUCCGGACUCCAUCAUUCAUCAAAUCCUUUCGUUGCUCGACGACAACAAGUCCGCCGUUCAGACGUGCGUACUGUCCCCACUCUGGCGAUCCGCCUGGAAACAUGUCCCCGUCCUCACUUUCGAUGGACAAUCCUUCCACAAAUACUCAAGCUUUUGCUGGUUCGUCUACAGAGUCCUGUCUCUUCGCAAUCCCGUUGUUGAUGCCCUCAAGAUCAGCUACGCCGACGAGGAGUGUUACGAGCGGAGAAACCGUAAAUUGCUGGCUAGGGUUAUUCAAUACGCGGCUUCCCAUGGUACUCAACACCUCGCGAUUGACGUGUAUAAGGUACCGAUCGCUUUUCCGGACGAGAGUUUCAGGUUCUCCCAGUUCUUUGCCCCGAUUUUGAAUUCGAAUUUCAAAACCCUAGAAUUUGAAGGUUACGUUGUCCUGGACAGUGGGAUGGGAAUUUGA